Microtus ochrogaster (prairie vole) is the source of this 554-nucleotide messenger RNA. RefSeq names its product lysozyme-like protein 1. The record is from RefSeq and is a predicted model, not a curated record. Lineage: Eukaryota; Metazoa; Chordata; Mammalia; Rodentia; Cricetidae. Gene Ontology annotation, molecular function: lysozyme activity.
AUGAAGGCUACCAGCGUCUUGGCCCUGAUUAUCAGCCUCAGCAUCGUUGCAGAAUCCAAAGUCUACACUCGAUGUAAACUGGCAAAAAUAUUUGUGAAGGCUGGUCUGGACAACUACGGAGGAUUUAGCCUUGGAAACUGGAUCUGCAUGGCCUACUAUGAGAGCCACUACAACACCACAGUCCAGAAAGUGUUGGAGGAUGGGAGCACUGACUAUGGCAUAUUCCAGAUAAACAGCUUCACGUGGUGCAGAAAUGUAAGACUGCAACAAAAAAAUCACUGCCAUGUUGCCUGCUCAGCCUUGAUUACUGAUGACCUCACAGACGCCAUUCUCUGUGCUAAGAAAAUUGUGAAGGAGACGCAAGGGAUGAACUAUUGGCAGGGCUGGAAGAAACACUGCGAGGGCAAGGACAUGUCUGAGUGGCAGAAAGGAUGCGAGGUUUCCUGAUCUGGAGCAGGCGCAAGGAUGCCUGGCUGCUAUUUCCCAGAUUUGCAAUGCGUAUGGAUCCCUUUCCCUCACAGUAACCCUUCUCAGAGUUGACGAGGGAAUCCAAG